GACAUAAAAAUUUCAUUAAUAUCAAUAUUAUUACUAAUAACUUUACAAAUAUGUAUUAUUAAACGGUGGAUUAUAUGAUUGAACAGAAAUAAUACACUAAUGGUUAAUGUGAUUUGAAUUACUGAAUAAUAGUAGACAUUUUAAAAAUUCUUAAUUGUAUUAUUAUUUCAUGAAUGAAGUAACAUAAUUACUUGAAUAUUUAUUGUAUUAAACGUUCACUGGCUAACAAAAAGUAAACUGAAAUUAUGGAGUGUUUAAAGUCAGUACCUGUUGACAAAUGUUGUUUAGUUGUACAAAUGCCAACAGUUGAAGAAAUGAAACGUGAAGUUGCUAAUAUUACAUGUGAAAUGCAAUCAGUUUAUAUUGACAAUUCAAUUGUGUUACCAUCAUCAGAAUUGCCAACAACCAUUGCAUCACAAGAUACCAUUACUACUACUGCUGCUACUACUGUUGUAAAUAAUUUCAAUCCAAUAAAUUAUCAUACAAUCCAGUUGGAUAAUAAUACAACUACUGAAAUAAAUUCAAUUAAUUCUAAUGUAAAUGAUAAAUCAACUAUGAAUUUUAAGACAAGAAACUAUGAUACAAAAUAUGGUAGCAUAACUCUUCCAUCUGACAAUGAGUAUCGGCAACACAAUUCACCCGAUUCCAGAUGGUCGACAUUGAACAUUGAUGAUGAUUAUCAUAAUGAAGAUGAUAAUAUAGAUGAACAAACUGAUGGAAAUGAUAAAAUUGAUCAAUUUAAAUUAAAUCGUUUUGGUAGUAUGUUGGUAGCCCGAAAAAAAAUGAAUGAAAAUUCUCUUUCUAAAUUUAUUUCACCAUCAAUUAAUAGUAGUUCAAGUUGUCCAAGAGAAGAACAAGUUUCUGAAGAAUUUAUUAUUAAUGGAAAGCGUUACAGACAGGUUUAUCAAAGGCGUAUUGUCUUAGAAAGAAAAACAACAAGAGACGUGUUUUUUCUCCCUGGAAGUAAUACUGAUACAGAAAUUCGACUACCAAGUAAAAAUCAAUAUGAGUACAGAUCUCCGCACUAUGACGAACAAGUAUCAAGUAUGGUUUCAAAUGAACAGUCCACAGCUAAGUCAACUAGUUCACCUAAUGGGCAAGUAAUAAGUCGACCUGGUCUAGAUCUCACAGUCUUACAUACGAAAAAUAACACAAAAAAUGAUGAACCUUGCCUCUCACCAGCAAUUGUUGUAAGGUCUCUUAAUGGUAGUAUGAUUAAUUCUAAGCACACUGAAAUUUCAAGUUGUUCACAAUGUACAACUUCAACUGAAGUAUCAUCCAAAUUAAUUGAUACUAUUAAUCCAAUUGCCUUAACUCAACAAACAGAUAAUAUGGAACAUUUAAAUGCAAAUGUAUCUGAAGUAAAUAGAUCUAGUUCCAGAGCACGAAAAAUAGUCCGCAGUAUAUCGAACUCACUUAAACGUUCUCUAUCUACUGGCAUUCAAAAUACACGAAGUUUAGUUAAAUCAAUACCAGGAAGGUCCAAAGAAACGGAAUCAGCUAAUCAACUCAAUAAAUUACGUACAUCGAUCAAUAAUGAUUUAUUAGUAGACACUUCAAAACAAGACAAAGAGUUUAAAAACAAUCACGAACUCAUUGAGCCAAAAUCGAAGCAAAUAAUGGGUUACAUGUAUAAAUUUGGUGUUUGGGAUGAUCAACAGCCAGUUUUAGAUCCACGUUUACCUGUAUUUUUGAAUUCGUCUAUUGAGAAUAAUUCAAAUUUAAAUGGUACCGUUGUUCCUACUGCACCCGAAUGGCAUCAUGAAGAAGUUGGUUUAGAAAAUAUAGAAAAAUUUCAAGGAGCUUAUGUCCGUGGUCGUACAGUUGCUUGUUUGCAAAGAUUUACACAACAUAGUUCAGCUAGUGGUAAAGCAUUGCAUAGGAGUACUUAUGUACAACAAACAAGACUAGUUCGUCAGCUUAAUCGAAGCGGCGAAAAGAAGAAAGGAGAUACUCUAAGUGGACUAGAUGAAGAUCUCCAAGGUAAAGGGUGUGAACAAGAGGAACAUACCUUUAGCUCGACUCCAAUACAUCUUACUGAUCCAUUUUUAUUUGAUAGUGAACAGUUAACCAAAUAUGAAAUGAAACCAGACGAUAAUAUUCAGUCAACAUCUGCAAAGUUUAUUCAGUGUUCAAAUGAUCGCCUACAAUUGUUACAAUCGAUUUGUCCAUCCGCGGCUGCUGCAACAAUUCUUUUGGGUAAACCUAUACGUGAUCCACACGAUAAUGAUGAUGUCAAACAAAAUAUUUUGACUAAAUCUAAUGACCUUGAUGAGACUCGUGUUCUGGUAACAGCGAACUCAUGGUGCCCAGUGUCAUUAAGAACAAAAGAUCCUGAAUCACAGUUAAUAUUCAAUCCCAUUUAUAAGGAUAAUAAUAGCAAUACUCCUACAAAAAUAAAUACACCAAAACAUUCACCGUCGUCUGUGAGCGUACCAGAACCUACGAUACGCGGUGGAACACUUGAUGGAUUGCUUAUAUAUGCAUUGAAUUUAUUACAGAUGCCUAUACCAACUAGUCAUCCAGAUUAUUUAUUUCCUGAUGUGAUUCGUUUAACUUAUCCAACAUUUACAAGUCCUGAUAAAAUAAUUGAACGUUUAAUCCAAAUCUAUGUUGCAUAUGCUCCUGUUGAACCGGGUUGUCAAAGUAGUGAUUGGAUUGACGCUUUAGCUGCUGCAGAUUAUUUAGUUAGUAUUGCUAAAGAUAUUCAUUCAAAACAAUUGACUGCUUCAUUAAUUCUCAAGCUUAAUCGAUUUGCACGUCUUCUUAUGUAUGAUAAUCAACUAAUUACAAAUGAACAAAUACAUAACGAUAAUCAAAUUUCAGAUGAACCACAUCGUGUUCUUGCUGAUCGAUUACUAGAAAAACUACCAAUUCUAUCAUCAAAACAGAAAUUGACAAAUUAUUCAAACAAAUUAAACAAUAUAAAUAAUGACAGUGUUGAUUACAUUUCGACGAUAAGGAAUCCAACCUUAAAUAAAACUGAGUCAAAUAAUUUAUGGUCAAAACAGCCGUUAGUUAUCAAUAAUACAUUAACUGGACAAAAUAAUACAAAUUUAGAUGGAAUAAACGAUCAUAAUUCUGUACACUAUUCAGCAUUGAUAAAUACAGAUAGUAAAAUGUGCAUUUGUGAACCUCAAGAAGAUGCCAUAGUAAGAGCUCACGAAUUCCUUGAAUGUGAUGCACGAUUAAUUGCAGAAGAAAUAACUCAAAUUGAAGAAGAAAAAUUCGCUCAAAUUGAUUUUCAUGAACUACUAAAUAUUCAACAUUUAGAAAAAGGUGAAGCUCAAACUUUAGGUAAAUGUGUUGAACAUUUCAAUCAAAUGACACGAUGGGCUAAAGGAAUGCUACUUAUCAUAGCGCCAAAAAUAGUUGAAAAGUAUUCUUUAGUAAAUUUACCAAAUCAUCAAAUAAAAAGCGCAAGUGGUAAAUCAUUGUUUGAUAAUUUACGUAGUCGUCAUACAUGUUCUUCUCUUAUUGUUCCAAAUAUUAAAAAUAAAAACAAAUUAAACAAUAAAGAAUAUGAUUCACAAUCUGAUGUAGAAUUAACAAACAAUGUCAAAUCCACAAAUGAAGAUUUUAUAAAAUCAAAUUCAUUAAUACACCAUAAAAGUAUUUUAACAAAGAAAAUUGUUGCUGUCAAUAUUAUGUUACAGAAACUAUGCGAAAUCUUAAAGCAUCUAAAGCAAUUACACAAUUUUAGUUCAUUCCUUGCAUUAUUGUUGGCUAUCCAAGAAUUACCUGAAUGUCUCCUUUCAAAGAAAUCAAAACAAUUGGUUGCUGGUUUUUCAUCCUAUAUGAAACCUCCGAAUUUCGGUGAAUAUCGACGAGACUUAGAAACAUCCGCAUUACCGUGUUUGCCCUAUUUAGGAUUAAUAUUUCAACAACUAAUUCAUCUACAUAUUGGCAAUCCAAUUCACCUGUCAACUUCACCAACAGCAACCUUGUCUAAAAAUGAUAAAAUAGAACAUGAUAUUGAAUCUAUCAGAGAACAUGGUGAUUCUUCCCAUCAAGUGUUUAAACCACUUAAAAUGAUAACUACAUCACUGAAUGCAAAUUCGACUGACAUGAUUAAUGUUUGGAGGUGUUGGAAACACUAUAUGGUACUUGGUUAUUUCAUAAAACGAAAAGAAGGAUCUGUUGAAAACGUUCACCAUUUUCCACAUAAUCCUCAAAUUAAUCGUAUAAUUAAUGGAUUUGAAGAUCAAUUCAAUGACAUAGCAUUAGAUAAAGCCAAAGAACAAUUAAUUAUUAUUCUUCAACGUUCAAAACGAAGUAUUUUAUCAUCAAAAUGAAUCUCAAAAAAAAAUCUGAAAGAAAGAAAAAAGAACCAAAGAAAAGAAAAGGAGAGAAAAAUCAUACUCAGAUAAUGAUCUAUUCAGUAUUCUGUAUUUAUAAAAUGUUUUUUAUCUUUCAUUCUGAAUUGUCAAUCAUUUUGUAUGUAUGUUUUUUUCUUUCUACGAAUAUAAAUAUUGUUGCAAAUAAUUCAUUAAAACCAAUAUUCCUUUUUUUUUAUUCAAUAUGAUCUUUGUACAUAAUUAUUAUAUUUUAAUUGACAGUUGUCUCAGUUACUGAACGAUUGUUUUUGUUCAUCUUCUUCUUCUUCUUCUUCAUCCUCCUCCUUCUCCUCCUAAUCAUCAUCAGCAUCAUCAUGAGGUUAAAUUUUGUUUAUUUUUUUUUCUUCGAUUUCAUUUCUAUUUGUUAUGAUAAUUAAUUCUGGUUGUUUUUCUUGUCUUAUUUUCUUCUCUACUUUUUUUUUGUUUAACAAAAAUUUGUAAACACAGUUGUUGUUUUCUUAAAAUUUAAAAAGUUUACACCUUUUCUUAAAUAUUACCCAUGUAAUGCAAUGAAUAGAUUUCGUCUGUUCAUUCUUUAGUAUUAACAAUCACUGUUUUACGAUGUUUAUAGUAUUCUAUCGUUUAUAACAAAAUUAUAAAUAUAUAUCUUGUGGUAUAUUUAACACCUAUGAGAAAUAUAUUUCUUCAUAUACGGGUACAUCUAAUUUACAUAUUACAUUAGUUUAGUGUUAUUCAGGCUUUUAAGAUAAUGUUUAAUUACAAAAUGAAUUUCAGGCUGUCCAUAUCGAUAAUGAAAUUAUGACAAAUAGAUCGUCUUGCUCCAAGAACUUGGAAUCACCAAAGAAAUCCAUCUGAGUUGUAAAUUUUUUUUUCACCAUUUUAAAGAUAGUAUUAAAAUGAAUUAUAAAAAUAUUUUGACGUUAUCAUGAAGCAAGAAUCAUUAUGAGAAGUAGAAUUAUUUUGGUGUUUUCUAAGAUCACUUUCUCUGUCUCCGACCAUAGAUUUGUAAAUCAAGCUUAAUCGCAUGUUUUAACCACUUAUAAAGAAAAUCUAGUUUAAAAAGCAUCAUUAUUAAGGUG
Molecule: messenger RNA, 5377 nt
Organism: Schistosoma curassoni
Lineage: Eukaryota; Metazoa; Platyhelminthes; Trematoda; Strigeidida; Schistosomatidae
Source: the annotation of a GenBank genome assembly